This is a messenger RNA of Xiphophorus maculatus (southern platyfish), 4150 nucleotides long. Its product is annotated as NLR family CARD domain-containing protein 3-like. The record is from RefSeq and is a predicted model, not a curated record. NCBI's taxonomy places the organism in Eukaryota, Metazoa, Chordata, Actinopteri, Cyprinodontiformes, Poeciliidae. The coding region runs from base 630 to 3101 and encodes 823 amino acids. The transcript is spliced from 13 exons.
AAAGUGUUCCUCCCAUCAUUUGGUGAAGCUUCCACGGAGGGUCAGUCCACCCACGGAGAGCGGGGAAAGCACAGCAGGCGAAACGGGCUGCGAGUAAUUCUUGGUUCAUACCAACAGAGCUCAUUGGUUUGAUCUCUACGAUUUCAUCGGACCUCCAUCCCCUGGAAAAGGUCACGGCUCUUCCUGCUAAAGUUGCGAUGGCGGAGCGGGUUCUGGUGGUAGGAGGCGGGGGACGGGAACACGCGCUGGCCUGGAAGCUGGCCCAGUCGCCCCGGGUCCAGCAGGUUCUGGUGGCUCCCGGAAACGCAGGAACCGCCAGCUGCGGCAAGAUCAGCAACUCUGAGGUGUCGGUGAGCAACCACAGCAUCCUGGCUCAGUUCUGUAAGGACCACCAAGUCGGUUUGGUCGUAGUCGGACCCGAGGCGCCGCUGGCAGCAGGUGGAAUCGAUUCCAGUUUCUUAUUGUGGGAUCAAACCUCAGGAGGUUCUGACCCGUAUCGUCUCUGCAGAUCAGCCUCCAUUUUGAGCUGCAGGAUGGAAAUAACUUGCUGACUUGUUACUAGAGGACAGUUACUGGAACCGGAUCACUGGACUGACUGGUUCUGGUUUCUCUCUCCAAAAGGCCAGAAGAUGAAAGAUCAGGACAGAGCAGAACCUCCAGGACCCAUCAGUCCAUCUAUGAGGAGUGACUGGUCCAAAGAUGAUCCUCCAUACUUCAGUAAUGAACCUGAGCCAUCAGACAGAAAGAGCUGUGAGUGUGAAGAAAGACCCAGAACAGGAGCUGAACGGCCGACAGCCAAUAAGAGCAGCUGUUCUCCAGAUUUUGAUAUUCGGUGUCAGAGUGACCAUAAAGCGUCUCUGAAGAAGAAGUGCCAGAGUCUCUCUGAAGGCGUCGCUGAACCUGGAAAUCAAACCGUUCUGAACCAGAUCUACACAGAGCUCCACAUCACAGAGGGGAAAACUAGAGAGGUCAACCAGGAACAUGAGGUCAGACACAUUGAAACAGCAUCCAGGAAACAAGAAACAAUCAGAAGAGAAGACAUCUUUAAAGUCCCACCUGGAAGAGAUCAACCAAUCAGAACAGUGAUGACCAUGGGAGUGGCUGGCAUUGGGAAAACACUGUUAACACAGAAGUUCACUCUGGACUGGGCUGAAGGCAAAACCAACCAGAACAUUGAUUUCAUAUUUCCAUUCACUUUCAGAGAGCUGAAUAUGUUAAAAGAAGAAAAGUUCAGCUUAUUAGGACUGAUUCAUAAAUUAUUUUCUAAAACCAAAGAAAUCAGCAGCUUUGAAACGUUCCAGGUUCUGUUCAUCUUUGAUGGUCUGGAUGAAAGUCGAUUUACUCUGGAUUUCAAGAACAAUCCGAUCCUGACUGAUGUUACAGAGUCCAGCUCAGUGGAUGUUCUGGUGACAAACCUCAUCAGGAGGAAACUGCUUCCCUCUGCUCUCCUCUGGAUAACCACACGACCUGCAGCAGCCAAUCAGAUCCCUGCUGAGUGUGUUGGCAUGGCAACAGAGGUCAGAGGGUUCACUGACCCCCAGAAGGAGGAGUACUUCAGGAAGAGAUUCAGAGAUGAUGAAGAGAAGGCCAGCAGGAUCAUCUCCCACAUCCAGAAAUCAAAAAGUCUCCACAUCAUGUGUCACAUCCCAGUUUUCUGCUGGAUCACUGCUAAAGUUCUGGAGGAUGUGAUGGAGACCAGAGAGGGAGAAAAACUGCCAAAGACUCUGACUGAGAUGUACAUAGCAUUCCUGGAGGUUAACUUCGCAAUCAAGAAGGAAAAGUAUGAUGGAGGAAAAAAGACAAGAUCAAUCUGGAGUCCAGAGAACAAGAAGCUGAUUGAGUCUCUAGGAAAACUGGCUUUUGAGCAGCUGCUGGAGGGAAACCUGAUCUUCUAUGACGAAGAGCUCAAAAAGUGCGGCAUCAACAUCAAAGAUGCUGCGUUGUUCUCAGGAGUGUUCACUGAAAUGUUUAAAAGAGAGAGAGGGACGUGCGACAUCUCCGUCUACUCCUUUGUUCAUCUGAGCAUCCAGGAGUUUCUGGCUGCAGUCUACAUGCUCCACUGUUUCACCAGCAGGAAGUCAGAGGUGAUCAAGACGUUUCUGGGAGAAAAAUACAGAGAAACAUCUCUAGAUGAGUUCAUGAAGAAAGUCAUGGAGAAAUCCCUCAGCAGUAAAAAUGGCCACCUGGACCUGUUUGUCCGCUUCCUUCAUGGUCUCACUGUGGAGUCCAACCAGAGACUCUUAGAAGAUCUGCUGGGUCAGACAGAGAACAGUCCAGAAACCAUCCAGAGAAUCAUCACCAACCUGAAGGAGAUGAACACUGAUAGAAUCUCUACUGACAGAAGCAUCAACAUCUUCUACUGUCUGAUGGAGAUGAACGACGUCUCAUUUUAUCAGGAGAUCCAACGGCUGUUGGAUUCAGGGAAGCAGCUCUCAGUGACUGACUGUUCAGCUCUGGCCUUCAUGCUGCAGAUGUCAGAGGUUCUGGAUGAGUUGGACCUGGAGAAGUACAACACAUCAGAAUCAGGACGACUGAGACUGGUUCCAGCUGUGAGGAACUGCAGAAAGGCUCGACUUGGUGACUGUUUGAUCCAAAAGGCUGAAUGUGAAGUUUUGGCCUCGGCUCUGAAGUCCAACCCAGAUCUGACUGAACUGGAAAUAAAUCAGAUCACACUGGGAACAAUGGGAUUUAGAAUCUUUGAAGACUCUGAUGUGAAGCCUCUGGUUGAGAUCCUGGAGAGUUCAGUCAGUAAAGUGAAGAAUCUGAGAUUGAAUCUCUGCAGUUUGUCAGAGACCAGCAUGACUUCUCUGUUCUCAGCUCUGAAGUCCAAACCGACCCAUCUGACAAGACUGGACCUGACCAUCACCAACCUUGAAGGUUCUGGACUGAAGGAGCUCUGUGGUUUUCUACAGACUGAUGGCUGCAGACUGGAGACAUUGAAAUUGAAUCACUGCAGUUUGUCAAAGAUCAGCUGUGAUUAUUUGGCCUCAACUCUGAAGUCCAACCCGACCCGUCUGACAGAACUGGACCUGGAAGGAAACAACCUGAAGGAUUCAGAUGUUCUGCAGCUGCAGAAUCUAGUAAAGGCUGUAAAGUUCUGAUCUCUGUGAAGUAGAGAAUGGUCUCAGUGUCCUGCUGAUCCUCAGAGGUUGAAGCUGCAGCAGUUUGAGUCUAAAGAGACUCUGACUGGAUCAUGAUGAUGACCUCUGACCUCCAAGGUUUUCCUCCUGUUUAUUUUCUCGUGUCUGUCAUUUAGUGUCUGAUAUUGUUUGUCUCUUUGGAUCAAUAAAGAUCCAAUUCAAACUGGGCUCCAUUUAGAGGCUUCAUGGAGUUUUGAUCUGAACUGGAUUCAACUGGAAAGUUGAUCUUUUUUCUCUCUGAUUCAUUUUCAUCCUGGAACCAGAAAUGGUCUGAGAAUGGAAACAUGGGAAUCAUUUUCAGUUCAGCUUUGAAGCCAUGAAAGACACUUCAAACCUCUUUUCUCUGCUGCUUCUUCCUUCUGCUGACAUGAAAAUGUUCCUCAAAGCUCCACAGAUAAAAAGAUGCUUUACUGGAAACUGCAGAGAAACUUCAGCUUCCAUCAGAGAAACCAGUUUAACCAGUUUAGAACUGGAUGUCCUACAGAAACUCUGAUCUUAGAGCAGUUUUCAGGAACAUCUAUAAUUUGAAGAAAACGAUUUUUACAUCUUUUUAUCUUUUUAUUUUUGUUCUGAAAAUCUGUAAAUAAUAAAGUUUUCAUCAUAGUCACUGAUUCUCAGUGCUUUAAUAUGUCAGUUUGUUUUGGCUGUUUACCUUUUUAACUCCAUAUUUCGUGUUUUAAUUGUAAAAGUUUAGGACUCAAUGUAGCCCAUCAUAGCUGUUUACUGUGAUUUUGCUGAUUUAUUCAGGCCUCAGAGAAUUAGUGGGGUAAUGAGGUGAUUGGCUCAUUUUCCAUCCAUCCAUUCAUUUUCUGUUGACCCUUGUCCCUAAUUGGGUCAGGAGGGGUGCUGGUGCCUCUCCAGCUACGUUGCGGGUGAGAGGCGGGGUCACCCUGGACAGGUUGCCAAUCUGUAGCAGGGCGUGAUUGGCUUAUUUUAUUUUUUUAAUAUCUCUUUUAAUGUAAUGUGUGUUGCUGGGUGUUUAAUGAUAAACCAAUACAGUUUUUAAUAAU